This is a messenger RNA of Diprion similis, 2148 nucleotides long. Its product is annotated as galectin-6-like. Bases 314 to 1360 code for a protein of 348 amino acids. Lineage: Eukaryota; Metazoa; Arthropoda; Insecta; Hymenoptera; Diprionidae. The transcript has 7 exons. The record is from RefSeq and is a predicted model, not a curated record. Gene Ontology annotation, molecular function: galactoside binding; carbohydrate binding.
GAAUCGUUCAAUCGCCGCGAGUUUCGAUCGUGCGAAUUACAGAGUUCUAUUCUCACUUCGUGACAAGUCAUCCAGCGUGCAACAUUCGCCUUAUCGUUAGCAGAGUUCCUUCGAUUUCCAAGCAUAAUUCGAAUGGUCAGCCUUUGCAUGGCACUAACAAUUUGUAUGCUCAAUGGUGCGCCGCUUGCUCACGAUUAGUCUGGACUAAUAAAUAUACUGCAGCACAAACGCAGCCGCAGAACAUAUCGGCAAUAUCAGUGUUGACAUUGUGUUGAGGUGGCGGGGCGACGUGGGUGUUUUCUACGAAGUAAUUAUGUCGUGCAAAUCGGCGAUGCUGCCGUCAUAUGUAGAAUGCUUUAACGUCCGACUGGGAAAGGCGAAGGCCUUUGAGAGGUUCGAGCUGUUCGACAGAGAUACCGUCACGCUAUCUCCCUCGUCUCCUGGACAGGAAAUUCGUUUGAGUCCUGGCACAGCCGUAAUCAUCACUGGAUACAUACCCUUCAAUGCGAUUAGAUUUUCGGUGAAUCUAUCGUGCAAUUCAUCUGCGGAUAAUGUGGCUCUACAUUUCAAUCCACGGCUGCAGAGGGGCUACGUAGUCAGGAAUUCAAAGCUGCGAAAUCAAUGGCAGGAAGAAGAAAGAUGUUCGUCUUCCGGCCGGAGCGGAUUUCUGUUUCACCGAGAUACUUACUUUCAUCUAAUGAUAUUUUGCACUCCGAACGAAUACCAGAUAGCCAUCGACGGUGAGCACUUUUGCUCAUUCGCAUACCGAAUCCCCUUAGCUGCUGUGACCGUACUUCAGGUUCAGGGGGACGUCGAAGAUGUAAGAACCAGGGUGACGACCUUCAAAGAAUACCCAGACUCAGAACUUUACCCGCCGAAACACAACCUCGAACUUUUUACCGACAAACCGUUGAAUAACAACUUGGAUAUUCCAGUCACCGUUUCCAUUCCGGAAGGCAUCACAGUCGGGACUCGUAUAUCCGUCAAAGGGCGACUGAAGCUGCUUCCUCACUCAUUUUACCUCAAUUUGCAAAAAGGGCGAACGAUAUAUCCUCAUCCGGAAAUCGGGCUGCACUUGAACCCUCGGUUUCUCUUCGGUAGCGCGGAGCCGUGCGUUGUUAUGAAUUGUUGGAAAAACGGUAGCUGGGAACACGAAGAACGACACGAAGGCGUUCUGUCUUGGGGACCAGGUCGAGAAUUCGUAUUAACCUUGGCGUGCGAGUACGAAGCUUAUACUAUAUGGUUGGGGAGCAAAAUGAUCGGCGAAUUCAGACAUAGAGUUUCCCUCGAGAGUAUCGACACCAUCAAGAUCUGCGGUGACGUUGUCAUAUACGAACUCUACGUCACGCACACACCCUAGAGUCUGUCGCAUCGUAGAUAAGACCUAAAUAUUCCUUUCGCCAAAGAAGCUUUAUCUGUAACUAUUAAGAGGGCAAGUCCAUAAGUCAAAAUUUUCAGCCAUCCGGCAUUUUGACUCUGCGUAUUUAUGUACAUAUAGAUUCAUAUUCACGUACCUUCGACGGGCUGGUUUAAACAGAUUUUGCUCCGUGCAAAAUGCUCGAAUUCAUUCCAUCAUGUGCAACUCAGAAUUGCUUGAUUAUAAGAAGAAACUCAAAACCGAAAAUAUUAAUGAAAAAGCGAAUUUAAACGAAACGAAUCAACAAUACACAAGAUUGAAGUAUAAUAUUUCACCGACUAUUCAAAGAGUAGAUUAUUAUUCUAUUUUUUUUUCUCGUUUUUUAAUUCAUGUCAAGUUGAUACAAGUUUCUAAUCUCCAUAAUUGGGUGGAGUAUUUUUUUAUGUAUUAUAUUUUUUCUCUUCUAUAUUCUGCGAAUAGCUGUCGGUGAAUUGUUUAUUUCAAUACUGCAGAUUUGAUUGCUCAUUUUUACAUACCAAAAAAAGAAAAAAAAAAAAAAAAGAGAAAAAAAUAGAAUAAUAGUAUAACGAACAAAAAAGACAAAUGAGAUGAAAAUUGGGAUCUAUAUUUGUUCUUCUAUACACCCAAUAAGAUUUUUCUUCUCAAUUGCGAAGAUCCUAAUUUUCACAUUACAUCUUCAUUUCAUUUAAUCAUCUGUUUAUAAUUUUAUCUAGCCAUUUAUACGCUUUUUAACGUUGUACCGUAUUUUUAGCAGCUGUGCGAUAUUAGAG